GCCGAGACAUUUUAAUUUUGAUUCGUUGAGACUUAUCCAUCAGGUGGUAGGGUCCUCUUAUUUGGAGUGACAAAAAUGUAACGGGUUUAAAUAUUCCAUUUAGUUUUUACUUUAGAGACAAACGGCACAUCUUUUCAUUGAGUUUUUUGAUUUAUAUAAUAAUUUCUUAUGUUAUGCAUAGCUAAAGAGACACUUAACCUGCGAUCAGGCGUUUAGACUCGACAUGUACGAUCAGUACGUAUACAGUCUUAUCUCUUCUAUAAACGGACACCUCUAUGAGACCGGCCGCUAUCUAAUACAGACGUCAUGCCCUGCUCAUCAGUCAUAGGGGACCAUAAGACUGACGACGACGACCGCGACGGCAGCGAGAAAGUCACAAAAGCAUCAACUGUUCGUGCGUGCAUCACGGUUUCACAACUGGCAUUUCUAGCUUUGUCGUCACUGCGCGACUACGAUGUCAAAUUGCCUAAUUUCACAUUUUAUGGAGGACGUAAACAUUCUUCCUGAACUUGUAUAAGACGCUUAGUUAGGAAUUCAACUCCAGGAGAGUUCGCAUGCACUUUACAAAAUAAGUGAGUUGGAAUAAUCGCGAUGAAGAUUGAAAAAACGCGAAUUCAAUUUUUAAGCAACGUGUUGGCUGCCGCUGCCGUCCUCGCAUCUUAAGUUCGUUGCUAGUCCCAAAGGUGUCCAGAGAACUGACAAAAUGGAUUUUCGAGAAUUUUCAAAUAACACAAGUUGAAGUUACUUUGCUUUAUCAGCACACUAAUUAAAUAUACUCCACUUCGUAGGGUAUUAUGUAAUUAUUGAACUGACCAAGAGCCAAAUUAAUAAAAAAUGACAUCAUUUCAAAGCAAAGCUGGGCGUUCUGCAAAUAUCGAAACUAAAACAAACAAUAUAAAAUCUGAAAGUAAAAUUAGCCGGUCCCGGAACAUAAAUUAAAUUUCAAAAUAUUUAUAGCAUAACCAUGGAGACCGUACACCUGCAUUAUGUUCAGUUUUUCCAAUAAUACUUUCUAGAUAUUUUUAGAAAAACAUAAUAGCAUCAUGACAGCUCAUUGUAUAGCCUGCGAACCGCAGACGCAGUUCCGGCGGUCGCUUCUCUCCCUUCCCUCUCGGCGGGUGAAACUAGAGCCAAAAACCCGGAUGCUCUCGCAACCGUUAUGAUUUCUAAAACAAAUUACAAACAACAAAUAUCGGUUAAAGUGUGGACAGUUUCAUUUUAUUCCUUCACUGUUUCAGGGGUUGUAUAUCGGUGUCCAGUUCCUGAAUUCGUAUUUAACACAGCUUUUUUGUAAGGCGGAUGCAAACGAAGACAUUGAUCAUUAAAAGUGUAGUCGCAGGAUAUUCUCCUAAUUCUACACAUAUCUAAUCAAUUUCCCCACAGGUAGCCCAAGCUCGAAAUAUGAGCAUCGGCGAGCAUCAGCGUCAGGGGGUUGUGUAACAUUCGAUAAGGAUUUAUAUGGGGAGAAAACCAAUCGUUUCUGUAACCGACGAAAAUGAAAGGAUUUCAAUAAAAAAAAUGUAUGUAUGUAGGCAUGUAUGUAUGUAUGUAUCUAACGGUUUUCUCUUUCUAUAUAAGGUUUAUGAAGGUUGGGAACUCAAGCGAAGCAGCCCGACGGAUCCACCGAAGGAAAACGGCCAUAAAUUCGUUCCAACGGCUCCAAUCGGCUCCAAAUUCCGCCUACUAGGUAACACACGAUUGUUCAGCUUUCCCGGAGGAGACUUUCUUUUUUCCUUUUUUUAGAUCGUUUUGUUUUGUUUUGUUUGGUUUGGUUUUGUUUUUUCUUUAAACAUAUUUUCAUUUUUUGACAGACUUAAAGUAUACCGUUAGACUAAUAGCUGGUUCAUUAUCAGCUCUUAUUUCUAAAAUAAUUAAUCCACAAGUUAGCCAUAGGCACCCUUUGAUUUCUAUUUUGCAGUUACUCCCUCUGCUCUAUUAUAAAGAAAUCAAAUGUACUGUUCUUUUUAAUAGUUCUGUUAAGAUCGCUCAAACUUUCAUUUUUGUGUUGGCUGCUCUACGCAGCCUAAUGACGAUGAUGAUGAUAAGGAUGGCGGUGACGGUGAUGAUGAUGACUAUGAAUGUGGAUGCGGAUGGUCAUUGGUUAAUUGGUUUUACUUUGGCACGUGUUUAGACUGAAGCGAAAAUUUACACCGUUUUAUGUUAGUUUUUAAAAGAUUAGAGGAACAAAAUUAAUAAGUGUGCUGAUACUCUUCACUGAAGAAACAUUCACGGCGAGAAAUUAAAUUAGCCAUCUUCAGAGCCAAUUAUGAAACGUUUACAUGAAUAUUUUAAUUCGUACUCAACAUAAUAUACUCUAAUCAUAAAUACUCAUAUAUACUCUAUACAUUAAGGCAAAUUUUCUGUACUUAAAUUUCAACUUUCAAUUCCAGUGCUUUGGUGAAACAUGCGCCUAGGUAUUUCAGACGUCAAAGAAUUGGUGACGACAUUUCACGAAAUUUUGAAGGUAGGUCAGGAGAUCAUUCGCACAGCUUCUUCGAGGAAGAAUUAUGCCUUAAGGAUCCCAACGCGUAUUGCAUAUUUUGCACGAAAGGAAGAAGCAGAAAUAAGGGGGAAGCUGAAGAUUCUUUGCAAAGGAAGAAAUUCCAACAGCGUUGUAAAGACCCUCUUAUUACAUGGACCAUCCGGAUACGGAAAACAUUAUUCAGCUGCAAACGUAAUGGACACAAUUUACACAUCGCGAAUAACAAAUUCCUUCGUGUCACGCACUGACCAAAGUAAAACAAAAUUUUUCGUACAAAAACCGGCGAUACGGUGGACUUUAAAUGCGACAAACACAAGAACCCUAUUUGAGAGUUACUCCAGUCUGGCGAAAGAAAUUGGGUUGAUCGACGAAGCCAAAGCUGCCUAUUGGGAGCUCCCACUUCACAGCAGGACAUCGGAGGGAAGGCAAUAUCAAAUGUACCUACACGAUCGUAGUGAAAAAGACGCUUAUGACGAAGCUUUGGAACAAAUUUACGAAGAAGUUAUGAGGGCACUGGGGCAAAACGAUUCGUGGGUGAUUUUGAUCGAAGGAUCCUCCGAAAAUGUGGCUUCUCUUAGAAGGUUUUGGCCUCAACCUGGUGAGAGCGGGUUCGGAAAUGGUCUAGUCAUAAUGACAACUGGUGACAAUAACAACUCAAAACUUCUGUUUGGAGAUGAAGAUGACUCUGUACUGCAGAAAGUGUACAUUGGAAAAAUGACAAACCACGAUGCAAUUCAGUUUCUUCAAAGCAAAACGGACAUGAAAGCAACUGGAAGUGACACAAACUAUGCUAAAGACAUAGCUGUCGACAUGCUAAAGUGCAAUCCCCAAGACAUAGCAAAGUGAGUCAGUAAAGGAUAAUCAAAAUUAUUUAAGUUUUAAGCAACACUAGGACCUUAAGUAGAGAACGUCAUAUACAUUGCACCCACCCUUGAAGAGUCUGCCAUGUAAUAGCUACUCUGGAGGAAAAAAUUGAUAAAUCUACAGGUGUCAUCUUCUGACAGCUAGUGGAGGAAGGCCAUAGAAGGAGUGUCGGUGGAUGACCGAGUUUAGAUUUUUUAUCUUUGAUCCCUCUGUACAAAGAUAUGAUAGUACACAUUAUUUUUUCCCUCACUCCAAAGUUUUUCGCAUCCAUUCAAUUUCCAGACGCUGUAUAGGGCAAAGAUAGAUUCUCUAAAUUUAUCUUACUGUUUUGUUUUUCUUGACUUUAGGUUUGGAAAAUUUGUGAAAAACUACAAGGAAGAGACCAAAAGGAACCUUACUUACAAAGAUUUAGCUGGGACGGAAACAGAAACUCCUAAUGAGUGCAUGUUGCUCCUCGAAAUGACUCGUAAAAAUCAAGAAAAGGUACUUGCCAGCAAUUGAAGAGAAGAGAGCAGUGUCAAUUAAAUUAACCUUUAAUGAAUGGGGCUGAGUAUCUUUUAAAGAAUUAUGGAGAUCGGGGAGGGUGUUAUCCGUCGAAGCCGUAGGCCAAGGCGGUACGGCCUCGACGGAUAACACCCUCCAAGAUCUCCAUAAUUCUUUAUAAGGUAGUCAGCCUCAUUCAUUAAUUCUCUGUUCUUACCAUGUUUCUAGCUAUUAUUUCGCCGAGUUCUUACUCCUGAAACGGGUGAAAUGUCCGCCAUUUAUGUUUUCACAACCAAAACAUCUCAACCUCGUCCCCAGGUCUUCUCGGUUAACGGUGCAUUAACCUGCAAGGAAGCUGCACUUUUGACGUCAUCGGUUGAUUAAUCGCAAAAUUCUUUCAAAUUUGGUCAUCAGUAGCUGGUUAUGGUGAAUUAUGCGUGUGCUUUUAGCCAAUCGGAAUCGGGCAAAAAUACAUCCUCGGAGACCCAGGGUCAGUCAGUCGGGCCGGGUUAAAAGGCGCGACGAAAGUUUUCAAGCAUGUGCGUGCUUGAAAACUUUUGUCGCGCCUUUUCUCCCGGCCCGACUGACUGACCCUGGGUCUCCGAGUAUGGGAAAUAUUGAAUGAAUAAUAAUAGUUCUUAACCUGCAGUGUUCUCUACCUGCCAAAUAACCGCUGGUACCGCCUGAGAGACUGACACGAUAUAAUAACUACCGAUCCGCCUUGCCUUCUAUUUUAAGUGUCAUCAGUUCUCUAUUGCAAAUCCUGAUCUACACAAAGAUCCGGCUUUCCUACUUGUCCAUGUGUUAGUGGUCCGGGCAAGAAUUGUUCGCCGAUAUAACUCAGCGGAAACAGAGACUAUCUAGAUCUUAAUUUUUCAAUUUUCACCGCCGGAAUGCAUGCUGACCGUAAAAGUCCUGCGACGGGCGUCUGUUGCCGUCUUUGAAUCCUUUCAUGUACCAAAACAGAUUUGCAGGCAGAAAGCUAUGUAGCGGAUACUGUCGACGCCCGCCAGCUGUGUAUGAAAAUAAGGCUUUGAUUGAGUUGAGGGUCCCCAAUAGGUUUUUCGGGAUCCGAGAUUUCCCUCAUUUAAAGCUCGGGAUUCGGGAUUUUAAAGCAAAAUCGGGCGAGAUUAAGGAUUGAAAGUGUGCGUGCGAGUUAGAAUGCCCAAAAUAAGCCUCGGGAUUAUGGGAUUGCACGAAAUUUUGGGUCCGGAUUACGGGAUUGAAAAACCCUAUUGGGGACCCUCUGAGUUUUGUGACUUGAAAUUUCCUGAUAAACGGUCUCAGCAUCAUGUUAUCAAGCAUAAGAGCAAAAAAUCAAACGGUUUAGAAUAACCCUGUGAGUUUCUGCUAAGUAGUGAUCUUCAACGGUCCCCAUACCUAAUUCCCUCAAACAUUCGGACCGAUGAACGUGAUGAAGUCGAAAACCAGAUCUCGUUCGUCCUUAUAUAAGUCCAUUUUGAAUCCCUUCUUUCCGGUAGGGGAAAAAAAUUGAACGGUGAAGCCUACGAGCAGGCCCACGUGUGCUAAUGCGGGAAAAAUAUUGGCGACAGAACCUCCAUCGCGCGUUUCCUCGCGGUUAAAGAACCACUACGCAUGUGGGAUUGGAUAGGAAAGGCACCUUGCAUAGGACUUUUGAGUCCUGUUCAUUUCGUCCCCUCUGGGUUGGGCUGUGCUCAGAAAAUUAAAGCUGGUAACGAAGUUGUAACGUAGCAAAACAAAAUGCUGGGUCCUUGAGGACGUCACGACAUUUGACCUGGAGCCCGGUGUUGAUAGGGCUGUUGAUAGGGGUGUCAGAUGGUUUCUUCCUCGGGCUCUCAACAAAAGUUGAAAAACUAACAUAACUUUCAGAUCCUUUGACUGAAGCUUUACAGGUGCCAAAAUAAGAUCCAUGUUUUCAUCCCCAACAAAUAAAACAAAGAUUAUUAUGAGCUUCAUUUUGUUCAAGACGAGUUUUAGAAUCUAUUUUGACCGCGGUAGUAAAAUGGAAUCAGCGUUUCCAAACCUUCUCCAGAGUAGCUCGAAAAGUCAUUUGAAGUGUGGCGAAAAUUUGGAGUAGUAAAUCUUACAUUUCGGUUUGGACAAACAAACGAAACAAGAGUAUAGAAGCGGCUAACUCAAUUUACUUGUAUUUAAUGACAUUCACAAGAACAAAACUUGUUUUUCUCUUUCUUGACAGAUUUUGAAAUUCUUGGCGUGCUGUUCAGUUGAAUCCGACUAUUUGCCUUUACACUGUCUAGAGAGUUGUUUUAAAGAGGCCACAGAGACUGUAAAACAAAGCAACUUUGUGGAUGUUCUUGAACGAGACGGAGUAAAAGAAGUGACAAUGCAUGAGAGGGAUCAUAAGACACUGAGAGACUUACUGACCGGUCGAAAACUAUCAACGUGCGGUAAGAAAGGAAAAAGGGGUACUAUAUUGGGAGAAGUGUGUUAAGUUAUUGCAGCAAAUUUGAAAAUAAAUUCAUUUAAGGUCCUUUCCAAUUUUAAUGUAUAUAGAAAUAUUAUUUUAUUUCAAUCAUAGUCCCCACAUAUUUAGCAUUUAGCACUCUUUUAGUAGCCCAUGCAAAAGAGCACCAACAAAGUCUACCACAAUACAAGACUCUCUUCUUUGCCAUCACUGUUAAGUUUUCUUCUUUUCAAAGUACGUUCCGAUGCUGUGAAGGUGGGUAGAUGUGUUUUUAGAUUUAAACUGUUGACCUCUAGAUCUGUCACAAGGUUUUUAAUUUCCUUCCUUCUCUUCUUCAACAGCUGGGUUAUGAGUUAAUGGUUUUUUUGGUUUGCCAUCCAGCUUUCACGAGCAACCUCAAGGAUUUUUCUAGAAUACCGUGAGCCACUAACGUUAGUUCUGUUGAAAUUCUCCCUGUAAAAUUAUUGACAGUGGCUGUAGUUCAUGCUUUCAGUUUCUGAACUCAUAUCCCGCUUAGAUAAAUAAGUGGCCUUCCCUGAGCCAUGUUUUGCUUUAAAUUUUCAGAGGAAACAUGGCCUGGCUUCUUUUGGCAGCUUGUGAAACAGGGAACCGGUCUAAUUAGAGACGAGACAAACAAGAUUAUCCCGCCAACAUUAUCAGCUUCUGACGUACUUCAGGCCAUUAAAUGUCUAAGCAGCAAUUGCAAAGAACCCUUGCAACAGAGAAGAGAUCAGGACUUCAUUAUGCUACACAAAAUAUUGCCACAUUUGAAAACGGCAAUGGAGGUAAUUAACCUUCUCAUCGUUCAUCUUUCAAAGGCUUUUGACAGUACUAUUCUGGUCAAAAUCUUGGCACGCCUUGCUUAAAUUUUAUGUUAACUUCACUCAAUUUAACAGCUGGGCAAGUAUCUGAUACCACAAAGUGAUGGCGAGGAAAAUCCACUCAUCGUGGCUGAUGGACACGCAUGUCUGGGAGAAUUGUUGCUCUUUGUUGGUGAGUCCGAGGAAGCGAGAAAAAAUCUGGAGAUUGCCUUACGUGGUUUCAAAGAUUAUAGCGGCCCGGAGAAUGUGCUACUUGACGAAGCCAACGUGCUUCACUUCCUUGGAGAGGCGUACUGUAACAGGUAUGAUCAGUCCAGUCGAUCCUCAUACAUCUUCCGUUACAAGCGGGUACUUACCGGCUACAUACUAACAAUCACACUAUAAGAAGCACCUCUCCUAAGCGGAUGCUUACGCAAUGAUCCCAGCGACUCACUAACACUGCAAACCUAUCAUAAGCGAACACUUAAUCAUCGUCCCAGAGAGAUACAAACACCGGUCACCUCUCCUAAGCGGACAAUUUUUCCAGUUAUGUCCAGAAAUGCACACAAUGGCGAAAAUGGCGACUCUGGCAAAACAUCGUCAGAGGUGCUCCUUGGUAAAGUAGACAGGUUGACGAAAAUGGCGAAUCUGGAAAAAAUAAAAAAUCUGACGAAAAUUGCCAUGGGAUUGGCUAAUAUUUGAAAUUAGAUAACAAAAGGAGGCCCUUAAAGAGUGGCGAUUUUGACCAAAACGGAGAAGGCUGGUGAAAAUUCAAGUGAGAUUUCAACGGAUCCCCCUUACGGAGGUGAAAGUUCGCCCAAAUGAUCACUUUCGAAGCGGUUCUUUUGCCAUGUCAAUUGAAUUUUUGCCAGAAAUUUGCUGAAUUUCAGCCAGAUUAUCCAUUUUAACCAAAAUCGUCAUUCUCUGGUGCUUCACAAGCGAAACUUUCUAAGCAGCGGGCUUUUUUUCAUCUCAUUUAAAUUUUGACCAAAACUUUGCAAAGCCAAAUUAGCCAAAAUCGCCAUUUCCGGCAAAAUUGCUACUUUCUAAGGGAUCCAUUUUGCCAUGAUUUCUUCUUCCCAUCAUUUAUACCCCUCUUAUACAAGAGCUUUUACCUCCAUUCAACCGCGAGUCAUGUCUGUUCGAUUCUUCAUGUUGCCGUACGUUACGUGAACCCGACGAAUCUUAAAAUUACACAAAAAAGGUAUUACUGCGAACUGCAAACGGCGAACUAUACUUUACAGUCUGUGGAUCGAAAACUUUGGUAGUAAGGUGUCUCAAUUAAUCCCUAAUAAGGUACGUUCACUCAGACAGAGAUAUCACGGAGGAGCGGCGAGGAUUUAUCACGAAUUGAUGGCUACCAAACAUCCGUUUUUGGUGUGUUUUGCCCUUCCAUGAAUGACAUUAAUCUUUUGGUGAAUAGCCUGACAAGAGCUGAUAGCGUUCAAAUAGUGUUUUUCAAUGGACCUUUAGUCGACAGGCGCGCAGUAUAGGCCUGGCUGACUUUCAUUUCCACACAUCCUGAAUGUUGCACGCAUGACUACUACACACUAACCUCACCAAUACUUUGAGCUCUUAAGCUUUUUAGCACAAGUGGUAGAGUGAUCAAACCAAAAAUUUGUAGGCCCCGGCCUCCAGGUCUAUGGACUGGCUACGCCCCCGGUUGACUGUACUGAGCCCUUAUACAAAUUCUCAUAUAGUUAUUGCUUUUUAUAGCUAUCUUGGAGACCCUUCGAAAGGGAAGGAGUAUCUUAAACAAGCGCUCAAAGAAAAAGAACGUCAUUACAAGGGAAAAGCCGAUCCACAAGUUGCUUUUACUUUAAGAAGUCUAGCAAAUGUCUUGAACGAACUGGGGAAACACAGCGAGGCUAUGUGAGUGUUGUAGCUGUAUGCUCUGCAUUACUGUCCUUAUUUUGCUUUCGAAUUCUGUGUAAUAAGGUUUAAUCAGUAUGUAUUAAGGUAGCUCUUUACCCACGAAACUUCUUGGUCUCCCGGCAUUGCUUCCGCAAGCGUUUCUUUUUCUUUUCCUUUUUUUUAUUCGUGGAGCGCCCCAAAAUUGGAAUCAUGGUCCCAGGUGUUCCUGACGCAGCGCCAUGCUUUAUUUGGUGCAAAAAGCUUAAGAAAGAUUGACGCGAAAGAUGUCGAGCUUUUCCGGAACGGGUCGGUCCACGAAUUCUAUCGCUUGAAAGCGUUGAUUUCUUUCAGGAACAAGUGAAUACUUCAGUGAAAACUUCGAUGGUGAGGCUAUAAACUGGUCGGGUGUUGUAAACGUGCAUUACAUGCAAAUGAGUCUUGUGAUGAGCAUGCGGUUUAUUUUCGGCGGUGAUUGAAAAAACGCGCCAUGUUCGUCACGUUUUUGGUCUCUGGCAAUGAUGUAAUUUCUCUCGCAUUGAUUUUCGUGUAUUUAUACACGCGUCCUCAAUCACUGUCCAAUAAGAUAUAACAAGUAAAUGCCCUGAAGAAUACUCGACUGUCGAUAAAGACGGAAGUGAAAAACUACUCUCCUGUUUCCUGUGGAAUUAAUCGCCUUACUUCUUAUCUAAUCUCCAAGCAAGCGAGACUGAGAAAUGUUUUAAGAGCGUUCUUGUUGUAGUUAAGUUAGUUAUAGCUCAAAUUACGGCAAAUAAACAACACAACAAGAACAAUCAUAUUUGCUGUAUCUUCUACAGUGAAUAUUCAAAGAGAGCUGUUGAUGUCUAUUAUGAGAAUGGGCACCAUUUCAAGCAAGAAUAUGGCUACAGCCUGAGUACACUGGGAUCGUCGCAUCGUUACUUGGGUCAGUAUGUUCAGGCGGAAAAAUGCCUGAAAGAAGCUCUAAAGAUCUUCAGAUCAGUCGAUUCACCAAGCAAACUACGGGUAACUAUUUUAGAUUGUUUAAGCGCGCAAGGACACCUGAUUCAGAUCUUAAUCAUUAACAAUUAAUGCCUAUUCGGCUUUCGUAUCAUAUGAAGAAUUAUGGAGAUCGAGAAGGGUACGGUCGAGGCGGAUAACACCCUCCGAGGUCUCCAUUUUUGUUUUCACAACCAAAGACAGCUCAACCUCGUCCCCAGGUCUUCUCGGUUAACGGUGCAUUAACCUUCGUGAGAGCUGCACUUUUGACGUCAUCGGUUGAUUAAUCGCAAAAUUCUUCCAAAUUUGGUCAUCAGUAGCUGGCUAUGGGGAAUUAUGCGUGUGCUUUUAGCCAAUCAGAAUCGGGGAAAUAUUUUGACUGAACAAUAAGACCACUUAAAUGACAGUUAAGCCAGGGCUCACUUACGGCAGACGUAGUUAAGCCAGGGAGCCUCUAUCUGCUACCAAUAACUGCCACAGCCAGCAGUAUAUAUAUUUCGAUGGUAAUUUCAAGUCUCCUGUUUGAUUUAGGGUCUCUUCUCUACUGUAUAGAAUCACUUACUGCGCGAGAUUCCGAUGACACUAAACUCAAGAUGGAGUUGAAAGACUAUCUAAUGAAUGGGUUAAACCAAAAAAGCCUUACACGCCACCAGCUACUACUUUGACUUACUGACAGCUUUUCUCGAUGACGGGAUGAAUCUAUUAAUAGCCCUUAGAAUCUCCAGUAAUAUGCAGUGACCAUGGGUGACCGAGACCUUAGAGAAACGGCACCUCCAGAACGAUGCGCAGGCUCUUUAGCUUGAGGCAAUUAGGGUGAUACUUUAUCCAUGAUCGCAAAAUUUACAUCGUGCAAGCAUCCAAGAAAGCAUGCUUACUUCUUUUACAAUUAAGGUUGAUGUAUCCGAAGCUGCUUAUGAUUCUUUUCGUGCAUAUUUUCCCCGCAAUGUCACAAGUUACAGUUAAAACAUAGUUGCUUUGCUAUAUAUGGUAACCCAGAAGAUCUCUUUUGCAGAUGGGUGUCACCCUAAGCCGACUAGCUUCAGUUCAGAGAUGUUUGGACAAACUGGACGAGAGCAUCAAGUCGUUGAUGGAAGCCAAAGAAAUGCUUGGCAACAAUAAUAUUUACAUCGCUAUCAUACUAUCAAAGCUGAGUGUUGUUUACCGCCACAAGGGAGAUUCAAAAAACAGUUUGCUUUUUGCAGAGGAGGCUGCAGAGAUCACCGAUAAGCACCAUGGCAGGAAAGAUCACCCUGGUAAGUGCUCAUAUCUUUUACUGGUACUUGACCCAGACCCACAUUUUCAGGACACUGUAUAGCUCAAGACGUUCAACUAGAAAAGAUUGGAAGCUAAGGCUAAGCGAUUCACACGUUAGGAUUUGUCCAGCCAAUCUGGAACGACUGGUGACGAAAACAAGCUGCGGUGAACACAAAAAUCGACCCGGUAAGGGUUGAUUUCCACUGUCGCGUUAUUUUUCCAGGCGAACGCACGUAAAAUCUGCGGGUGUAAAUGAAAUAGAGGCAAUGUAUGAAAGGCCACAAGUAAAGGUAAAAGUUGAGCGUGACCAUCCAUUCAAUGUCUUUUCAUUCAUUCUUUAUUUACGCACGUAAAAUUUACGUGCGCACGCAUGGAAUAAUUACGCGACAGUGGAAAUCCACCUUAGUCAUAGCGUAUAAAUUAGCCAUUGUCAGUGUUGGGUCAACAAAACCUCAACUAACUUUGGAAGAUAAUUAACUAAUUAACUAACCUAAGAGGCUGGUUAAUCUGCGCAGUUCGUUUGGGACGGCAUUUGGAACUUGUUUCUGCUUUUUGUAGUACUUAUUUUUUUUGAAACAGUGCUUUUUUUAAUCUCAAUGGUGAAUUUUCCUUUAUAAGACAUAACGCCAAGGGCAAGCUCACGGCCAUUCUGGAAUCUUUCCUGAAUCUCUCCUUUCCGAAUGAGACUAUGAGCUUGUUUGAUGGCAAAUAAGAUACAUAAGGCGGAUAGACUUCUUUAUCUCUUUCUUUUUUCUCUUGUAAAAAGUUAUAGCCACCGCACUGCUAAACCUUGGCCAUGCACAAAGCGAUACGGGGAGAGUGGAGGAUGCAGAAAGAAAUCUAAACAAGGCACUGCAAAUAUUUACAAAGAACUUCAUGGAGAAAAUCAUCGAAUUAUUGCCGCCAACCUAA
Porites lobata is the source of this 12031-nucleotide messenger RNA. NCBI's taxonomy places the organism in Eukaryota, Metazoa, Cnidaria, Anthozoa, Scleractinia, Poritidae. The record is from the annotation of a GenBank genome assembly.